Molecule: messenger RNA, 1316 nt
Organism: Schistocerca serialis cubense
Lineage: Eukaryota; Metazoa; Arthropoda; Insecta; Orthoptera; Acrididae
Exons: 7
Coding region: 1-1245 (414 amino acids)
Biological process (GO): fatty-acyl-CoA biosynthetic process; long-chain fatty acid metabolic process
Molecular function (GO): long-chain fatty acid-CoA ligase activity
Source: RefSeq, a predicted model, not a curated record
AUGAUGCAGGUUUGUGGAAAUAAAAAGCAUGGUGGUCAUUUUGUCACUGCAGAUAGCCUGCGCCGAGUGCUACACGAGCUGAAGCCCGCAGCAGUGCUGUGCCAACCAGAGUCCGCCGAGUCCGCAUUGGAUGCCAAACCGGCAGACUGCCCGCUGCAGGUGCUGGGGUCUGCUGAGUCGGUAGCUGACGCUCAGCAGCUGCUGAUGCGGAGCGCCCAGGAGCUGCGGGCGGACAACACGGCCCCCGCCGUCGCUCUCCUCAGUUCUGGUACCACGGGACACCCCAAGAUCAUCCCGAUACCUCGCCGCACCCUGGCCUUAUCGAUGCGCUUACUAGCGCGAAGCGAUGCACUGUUCGGAGACGGCGACAUCUUGUUGUCCACAACCGGAUUCUCCUGGAUUACUGGAACGCUGUUCACGCUCUGGAGUAUCGACACCGGGAUGAAAUUCACCGUGACGCCCGAAUUCAGUCCUCAAACUGUACUGGACCACAUCGAGAGAUCCGAGCCCACCGUGAUGUUCAUGCCGCCGAACCAGUGGCUGUCGCUGCUGCGCCAUGCUCCGGAGGCAGGGGCGGCGCUCAAGGCGGAGGCGCACGCCUGGAUCGAGGCGCGCACGGGCCGGCCGCUGAUACAGUGGUACGGCCAGACCGAGGCCUUCUACCUGUGCAUGGCGCUCAACCGUCGCCCCCCAGUGCCACCUGGCUCCGUGGGCCGGGUCAAUGACGGGGUGCAAGCCAAGGUAUUGGACUUAGAGACUGGGAAGUGUCUCGGUCCAGGAGUCGAUGGCGAGCUGUUCUUUAAAGGAUGGGCCAUCAUGGAGGAGUUCGUGGACAAAGAGGGCUGGAUCCACACCGGAGACGUGGGGCACUACGACGCUGAUGGCAACUUUUACGUCGUCGACAGAGUAAAGGAACUCGUCAAAUACCGUGGUGUUCACGUAUCGCCUUCAGAGCUGGAGGCGUGGCUGCUGGGACACCCGCAGGUGUCUGAGGCAGUGGUGGUGGGCCUGCCGCACGACGAGGACCAGGAGCACCCAGCAGCCUUCGUCGUACUGGCCCAGGGCGCUACCGUCACUACUGACGAACUGUGGCAGCUGGUAAAAGAGAAAGCCCGGGGCAGCGAGGAGAAGCUGCUACAUGGGGGUGUCUUCCUAGUAGACUCCAUCCCUCGCAUGGCCACUGGAAAGGUCAGCAGGGGGCAACUGCGGCACUCUCUCCUGGAGAGGAUCAAAGGAAGGGCCUAAGUACACUCUCAGGAAUAGCAACUGACGUCUUCUGCGCUUCACUGCAGUCUCACAUGGCAACGAGUACUACG